This is a messenger RNA of Dichomitus squalens LYAD-421 SS1, 1444 nucleotides long. Its product is annotated as glycoside hydrolase family 18 protein. Gene Ontology annotation, molecular function: chitin binding; chitinase activity. Lineage: Eukaryota; Fungi; Basidiomycota; Agaricomycetes; Polyporales; Polyporaceae. Gene Ontology annotation, cellular component: extracellular region. The record is from RefSeq and is a predicted model, not a curated record. Gene Ontology annotation, biological process: carbohydrate metabolic process; chitin catabolic process. The transcript has 4 exons. Bases 36 to 1334 code for a protein of 432 amino acids.
CAACCACCCCAACUUGAACCUCCAGAUUCUCAGCUAUGUGGCUUCAACUCUCCUCAUGGGCGGCACUUGCGGCGCUCUUCUCUCCUCUUCCCGCUAAGGCGACUAGCCUUGCGAGGGAUGCACCUAGCGAUUCCACGAACUCCCCCAGUGCGGCUGGUACUUUCGCCGGGACAUGGUACACUACCUGGCACAAUGGAAGAGUUCCUAUUGACAAUAUCGACUGGAAGAAGUAUACCUCGGUCUCAUAUGCGUUCGUGACCACCGAUCCGGAUCACAUGGUGAGCCUGACGGCGGAUGAUAUCAACGGGACCAUCUUCAAGGACCUGGUGUCUACAGCACACAACCAGAACACCAAAGUCAUGAUGACGGUCGGCGGCUGGACUGGCUCAAAGUGGUUCUCGCUUCUUCUUGCCGAAAACUACACCCGAAGCAACUUCAUCAACGCAGUGGGUGCCAUGGCAAACAAUUACGCUGUGCAGGGCGUCGAGUUCGACUGGGAAUUUCCGAACAAGCAAGGUGUAGGAUGCAACACCAUCGACAAGGACGAUGCUGCAAACUUCCUCCUGAUGCUCCAAGAGUUCCGUCAGAAUCCCGCCACGAGCUCCUAUAUCCUGUCCGCCGCCGUCUCCGACAAGCCGUUUCUUAACGCGACUGGCCAGCCGAUGGAAGACAUGUCCGAGUUCGCGAAAGUCCUUGACUACGUGACGAUCAUGAACUACGAUGUCUGGGGGAGCGUAGACGGAAUCCUGGGCCCGAACGCUCCCCUCAACGACAGCUGUGCUCCACCCCAGUACCAGCAUGGCUCCGCCGAGUCCGCCGUCGAUACAUGGACCAAGGCAGGCUUCCCUGCUGACAAGCUCGUCCUCGGUGUGCCCGCGUACGGACACAGUGCCGCUGUCCUCCCUAACAACGCCUACAACAACUCGGAGUUGUCCAUCUACCCUCUAAUCUACAACAACGCUUCUCAAGUCCCCGGAGACUCCUGGGACGGAAAGAGCGGGACCGAUUUGUGUGGGGUGCCGUGGGACUACUCGGGCGUGUGGUACUGGACGAACCUCGCGGACGAGUCGCUGACGAGUAGCUUCAUCAACGCCAACGGCACACCGAGGGACGGCAUCGACUAUCUCUGGGAUGACUGCAGCCAGACGCCACGCGCGUAUAACCGCUCCAGCCAGGUAAUGCUUUCGUAUGACGAUGUGCGAUCGUUCGGGCAGAAGGGUACGUUCAUUCAGGAGAAAGGGUUGCGCGGGUACGCAAUCUGGGAGGCAGCGGGUGCUACUGACGUAUUGAUUGAUGCCAUAAAUUCAAACAUGACGGGCAGUAAGCGUCCUUGAGGAGCGCCUCAGACAUCACUACGAUUUCAGUUUCUCGUUGGGCCUAUUCUACUAUGAUAAUCAUGUGAUGUAAUACUGGAAUUGUAAUCAAUGUCUUGGGAUUCAUUUCU